GUACGGAGGUGCCGAGGGAGCAGCACGGGGAGGGGGAGCGGUGAUUGACAAGACUCCCAGCAAACCGGGGGCCGUGAGAGGGCGCGCGGCAUCCCAGUGGGUGGCAGCUGGAGGCGGGGCUCCCUGAGGGGCGGGGAAGGACUAGGGUGCGGGGAGGGGGUUGCAGAAGGAGCCGAGCGGCUUCUGCUCAAUGGCGGAAAAGCCGCCGGUGCUCUGACGGCCUCGUUCCCCUAGCAGUUGCGGGGGAGUUUCCUGCCCGCGCGGCUGGAGUCUCUGGUUCUCAGGGUUCGGUGGUUGGAAGAUGCUCCAGAGAGACCAGGCUGCGGCGGAGGAGGUGGCGGCGGCCGAAUCGGCAACGGCGCUAGGGUGGAGAGAAGGCGGCAGCGGCGGCGGCGGCGGCGUGAGGGGCCGGGCGGUGUAAACAGCCCCGGAGGCGGCGGAGGCGGCGGUCGAGACCCCGAGCGGGAAGCGGCGGCUGAGUCAGGGUCGCGCCUCCGUUGGAAACUUGAGCUGAGUACCGCGGCGGGCGCGAGCGAGGCGCCCUAGACAUCUUCUCCCUCCCUUGCCUCAGAUUUAUUGCUAAACAUGGGUGCAUUUUUGGAUAAACCCAAAACUGAAAAACAUAAUGCUCAUGGUGCUGGGAAUGGUUUACGUUAUGGCCUGAGCAGCAUGCAAGGAUGGAGAGUGGAAAUGGAAGAUGCACACACAGCUGUUGUAGGUAUUCCUCACGGCUUGGAAGACUGGUCAUUUUUUGCAGUUUAUGAUGGUCAUGCUGGAUCCCGAGUGGCAAAUUACUGCUCAACACAUUUGUUAGAACACAUCACUACUAACGAAGACUUUAGGGCAGCUGGAAAAUCAGGAUCUGCUCUUGAGCUUUCAGUGGAAAAUGUUAAGAAUGGUAUCAGAACUGGAUUUUUGAAAAUUGAUGAAUACAUGCGUAACUUUUCAGACCUCAGAAACGGGAUGGACAGGAGUGGUUCAACUGCAGUGGGAGUUAUGAUUUCACCUAAGCAUAUCUACUUUAUCAACUGUGGUGAUUCACGUGCUGUUCUGUAUAGAAAUGGACAAGUCUGCUUUUCUACCCAGGAUCACAAACCUUGCAAUCCAAGGGAAAAGGAGCGAAUCCAAAAUGCAGGAGGCAGCGUGAUGAUACAACGUGUUAAUGGUUCAUUAGCAGUAUCUCGUGCUCUGGGGGACUAUGAUUACAAGUGUGUUGAUGGCAAGGGCCCAACAGAACAACUUGUUUCUCCAGAGCCUGAGGUUUAUGAAAUUUUAAGAGCAGAAGAGGAUGAAUUUAUCAUCUUGGCUUGUGAUGGGAUCUGGGAUGUUAUGAGUAAUGAGGAGCUCUGUGAAUUUGUUAAAUCUAGGCUUGAGGUAUCUGAUGACCUGGAAAAUGUGUGCAAUUGGGUAGUGGACACUUGUUUACACAAGGGAAGUCGAGAUAACAUGAGUAUUGUACUAGUUUGCUUUUCAAAUGCUCCCAAGGUCUCAGAUGAAGCAGUGAAAAAAGAUUCAGAGUUGGAUAAGCACUUGGAAUCACGGGUUGAAGAGAUUAUGGAGAAGUCUGGCGAGGAAGGAAUGCCUGAUCUUGCCCAUGUCAUGCGCAUCUUGUCUGCAGAAAAUAUCCCAAAUUUGCCUCCUGGGGGAGGUCUUGCUGGCAAGCGUAAUGUUAUUGAAGCUGUUUAUAGUAGACUGAAUCCACAUAGAGAAAGUGAUGGGGCCUCCGAUGAAGCAGAGGAAAGUGGAUCACAGGGAAAAUUGGUGGAAGCUCUCAGGCAAAUGAGAAUUAAUCAUAGGGGAAACUACCGACAACUUCUGGAGGAGAUGCUGACUAGUUACAGGCUAGCUAAAGUAGAGGGAGAAGAAAGCCCUGCUGAACCAGCUGCCACAGCUACUUCUUCGAACAGUGAUGCUGGAAACCCAGUGACAAUGCAGGAAAGCCAUACUGAAUCAGAAAGUGGUCUUGCUGAAUUAGACAGCUCUAAUGAAGAUGCAGGGACAAAGAUGAGUGGUGAAAAAAUAUGACUUUCCUUUUUGGUAAUAUUUUUGUGAUCUUUGAUGGUUUUUAACCUAGGAAGUGUAAUGUAUGCAUUUAUAUAACCGUUUUGUUAUUUGAAUCUUGGAAAACUAGUUUUAUUAUAUUCAGAUAGCCUUGUUUUUUAAAAAGGCCUUUGCAUACACCUUUAUGAGAUAGUGUAAAAUUGACUAUUUAUAGUACUAUGGAUUUAAUGAAAUUAUAUGUCAUUUCACAUUGUAUGCCAGAAAUUAGGCUACCAAUUAUGAAUUAAAGUCAGUAGUUAAAUUAAUACUAGAUAGAAUUAGAAAUUUUGAUUAGAGAGAUUAUGCUAUAUUAUGGAAAAACUUGUUAAUGUAGAAUUAUACUGCUUCAUAUUAUUUUACCUAUUAGUACACUCAUAGUUAGCUUUGUAAUAAAUUUAUGUUUUCUUUAAUAAUUUUAGUUCUUCAAAGAAUGGCUGAUGCUGGCCUGUAAUUUUUCUUUCAAGGAUGAUAAUUUGUGUGUUGUUUGAUUUGUUUAUAUUUUACAUCUCUGUAGUUUUAUUUUUAGAAGUUGUGAGAUACUGGAUGUGUGGCUAUUUUUCCUUUCUCUGUAUUCUUUAUGAAACAUAACUUUUGAAAAACCUAUGUAUUAUUCAUACAGCUUUGGUUUGUAUAUUCUGUAUAGCCUAACUACACACAUCAAAAUGUAUGUCAACCAAGUGUUUAGAAUGAAAUUAUAAGUGUUGAAGUCCAAAUAAAGCAUGUGAUGUGGAAUAAUCUAUGCAUGUUGUACUUAUUUUUGAAUUAAUUUUUUAAAAACAACCAAGUUUGGUAUAUUGGAAGAAUACCCAUUAGAAAUUCAUUUGUAUUUAUAUAACAUUUAGAACACUUUUGGCUUACCUUUUUUCAUUAACAAAAAGGAAAAGUUUAAUAUUAAAAUAUAUGUGUUGCAUACUUAAAUCUAUUCUUUUUCUUAUCCAUCUUUUGUGGUACAAAAUAUUAAUCUUUGGACAUUAUGGGCACACAUAGACAUGUGAGAAAAUUGCCACAGUGAGCAUUUUAAAGAUUGCAGAAUUGUCCAUUUUGUUACAAAUUUUUAUUAGUUAUUAAUAAAUUGAAUAAUUAUGGGCUAUUUUUAAAAUAGUGGCAGAUGAGAGUUUUUGUUUAAAGGGAUUUUUAAAUUAUAGAUUUGUCACAUAGGGAAAAAUAUUUUUAAAAAAUUAUGACUGUAGAACAUUAACUUUUCUUCUUUACGUUUAUAUUUAUAUCAUGUGUCUAAAGUUGCUUUAAGUUACCAUAAAUUGAAACUUCGGAAUCUUUGGAUGUUAUAGCUGAUGUUUUGAUGUAUUUUUCCAAUGCCAGAAUAUUUUUAAGUGCUUUGAGAAAGGAAGGCAUUUGAUGGAGAGGGGAGGAAAAUAACCCAACCCAGUUAUCUAUCUAUAUUAGAUACACGUGUACACACACAAUAUGCAAUACACGACAUCUCUCUGUAAAAGUACCCUUUUCAGACAAAGAAAGGAAGGUAAUUUGUUCAUCAAUUUUGUUUUCUUUUGAAAUUCAAUCCAAUCUGGAAGUGGCAUAGGUAAAUAAUAAUAUUCUUCCUUUUCUCUUCCUGUAGGGUGCUGGAGAUCUAGAAGACCCAUGGUAGCCUUAAAAACCUCCUAAAAUGCUUUUGAUUCUGAAAAUUGGGGGAAAAAGCUUUUAAUCACAAUUUUCUUCAAUACAAGGGGAAAAUAUUCUUGCGGAUUCCCAACGUUUUGUGAUAUGAGCAGAAAAUCAUUAGCAUUUCCCAUCAUUUGUUCAUAUUUGUGUUUUCUGACAGUUGCCACUUGUAGCAUUGCCUGUACUACAGUACUUUUUGCCAACCUCAGGCAUACUCGUUACAUCUGUAUUGAACUUUUGGCCCUAGAAACCAGUGGAGUUAUUUCACCACAAAUCAACAAUGUGCCUGAGGUGCAUGGGAAAUAUAGUUAGCUAUACUCUGAAAAUACAUUAUGUUUUUUUUCUUUAAACAAAACACACAACAUGUAAGCAUGUAAGAGUAAAGAAUUGUAUGAUAUGUUCCUUUUUUCAGUUCACCAAGUUGGAAGCCUUUUGCAGCUCUGUGGCUUGGAAUUUCAUUUGAGCAAUUUCUAUAGGAUAUGUAUUUAUUAUUGAUUGUUAUUUAAUUUUUUUCCAAUUUUACCUGUAUUACCAAACUCGGUUCUCCAAUAAUGUCCAAAUUGUAAUGUUGCCUUGCUUCAAGAUAAAGUGUAUUUGGGAAUAAUAUUAUAAACCCUUACAAAUUUUAUGCAUGUAUCUACUGCAUCCUUCAACUCUCACUAGAAAAUCUUUUGAAACCAAAUGGAUUAAUUUAUGGCUAUUUAUAAUUUGCUUUGACAUCUCACUGUUGGAAAUUUUUUAAAGAUGAGAUUUGCCUUUAUAAUGUAAAUUGUGAUUUUGUUUUACAUGUGGGUUUCUAUAGUUUUAAUUUUUUCAGCUUUUAAGAUACGAGUUUUGUGUAAUUUGGUAUUUUUAAUCAUUUAUGUUAUUUUAAAAGCUCAGAAUAUCACAUUGAAAUUACUAUAAAUACAUUUUAAAUUAUCUAUUUUAGAUCUAAGGAAAUACUACAGAGAUAUUUUCAUGGGUUCAGUAACCUUUCAUUUUAUAACAUUGGGCACGGUACAGAGUGGUUGUCACAUAAGGUACUUGAAGAUUUAUUAGUUUAAUUCUAUUUUUACAGUAACCUUGAAUUCUUCUGAGUUUUGCAUGUAUUAAAUUCAAUUAAUGCUGAACAUGAAGAGUAAAGUAUUUAUCUGAAAGAAGUUUCUGGGUUAGGAGAAGUAAUGAAUGUAUCCAUUUGUACAUGGUUUACAUGUUGUGGAUGCUUUGUAAACAUUUUCCUGUAUGUUUAAAUUGUGUUUCAGCAGGAUGUAAUUGCCCUUGUGUGUAGUUAAAAUGAGUCAUCAUCUGGUCCUAUGUGAAAUGGAAUUCAUGGUAUUUUCUGUAACGUUUUCCUGAAGCUGUUUCUGGAGAGCCACACAUUUAAAUACAGACAGCUUUCCUGAUCAUUUGAUUUAUUGUGCACCUGAUUUUUGGUCUAAAAGGAAUUAUUGCCACAAUAUAUUUUAUUUAUUCUUUAGAUUUUAGCCAUGUAAGUUAAAGUGCUUUACAUGAUGAUGUGAAAAGCUGUUUGUCCCUUUACUGGGUUUGGGGGGUUGUUAAAAGAUAGGGAAUGAAGAAUGCAAAAUGGUUUGUCGUUCAAACUGUCCACUCUGAUCCAACCCUGUACUGAUAGUACUUCCCAGUAUGAUAUUGUGAUGUUUCAUACAAUGCAGUGAACAUAACCAACUUGUUACCUAAAUAAAGAAUUGAUAAAAACAGUGUGACAUAUUA
Molecule: messenger RNA, 5373 nt
Organism: Gorilla gorilla gorilla (western lowland gorilla)
Lineage: Eukaryota; Metazoa; Chordata; Mammalia; Primates; Hominidae
Gene: PPM1B
Product: protein phosphatase, Mg2+/Mn2+ dependent 1B
Exons: 6
Coding region: 586-2025 (479 amino acids)
Biological process (GO): protein dephosphorylation
Molecular function (GO): magnesium ion binding; manganese ion binding; protein serine/threonine phosphatase activity
Source: RefSeq, a predicted model, not a curated record